UCUGAUAAAUUUCACUAAAUUUCAUGUUUCUUUUUUUUUCUCUCUUGAUUUAUUUAAAAUGGUGACCAUAAAAUUGAAUGCUAUUCUGCAAGUCUAUUGAAGCAAAUAUGACCCAUUUAGAAAAUAAAAAAACACAAAAAAGAAAUUAAAAAUAAAAAUGCUGUUUCUAUCCAUCUAUAUAUUCCCACUACAGAAUUCCCUAUAAAUACUACAUUUAAAUGCUUCAAUUUCCACUACUCCGCAUUCUGCAAACACGUCUCUCUCUCUCUCUCUCUCUCAUUACAAAAAAUGGCAAACCCAAUUAACUGUAUUAUCCAUGUAGUCCUCUUGGUUUCCUUUACCUCAUAUUCAGCAAUGGCAUCUGUGCAAUACAAUGUGCUGAAUUUUGGGGCCAAACCUGACGGCAAAACAGAUUCAGCAAAGGCAUUUCUUGCUGCCUGGACACAAGCAUGCGCCUCUACGAAAUCAUCCACCAUUUAUGUUCCUAAUGGAAGGUUCUUCCUAAGCAAAAUAGCAUUUCAAGGUUCUUGCAAGAACAAUGCUAUUGGGUUCAGUAUAGGCGGCACCCUUGUCGCUCCUUCAGAUUAUAGGGUCCUUGGAAGUGCCAAGAAUUGGAUAAUCUUUCAACAUGUUAAUGGGGUUACUGUUUCUGGUGGAACUCUUGAUGGUCAAGGCACAGGAUUGUGGUCCUGCAAGGCUUCUGGCAAGAGUUGCCCCUACGGUGCAACGUCACUGGAAUUCACAAAUUCAAACAACAUUGUAAUCAAGGGAUUAGCAUCGCUAAACAGUCAACUGUUCCACAUUGUCAUCAAUGAAUGCCAAAACGUCAAAGUUCAAGGGGUGAAAAUCUCAGCCUCCGGCAGUAGCCCCAACACUGAUGGCAUUCAUGUUGAAGCAUCAACUGGUGUCACAAUCCUCAGCUCUAAAAUUGGAACAGGGGAUGAUUGUGUGUCAAUUGGUCCUGGUACCUCUAAUUUGUGGAUUGAAAAUGUUGCAUGUGGUCCUGGCCAUGGUAUCAGCAUUGGAAGUUUAGGUAAGGAUGCUCAAGAAAAUGGAGUGCAGAAUGUGACAGUCACUGCUAGUACAUUUACUGGUACAGAUAAUGGAGUGAGAAUCAAGACUUGGGGAAGACCCAGCAGUGGUUUUGCUAGAAGCAUUCGUUUUCAGCAUGUUGUCAUGAAUAACGUUCAGAAUCCAAUUGUGAUUGACCAAAAUUACUGCCCAGAUAACAAGAAUUGCCCUGGUCAGGUUUCCGGAGUAAAAAUUAGUGAUGUGACAUAUUUAGACAUACAUGGAUCAUCAGCAACAGAAGUUGCAGUAAAAUUUGAUUGCAGCAAGAAGUACCCAUGCAGUGGGAUUAAAUUACAAGAUGUAAAGCUCACUUACAUGAACCAACCAGCUGAAGCAGCAUGUGCCAAUGCUGGUGGAACAGCUUCUGGCUAUGUUCAGCCCACAAGCUGUCUAUGAUAGGAAAUUACACAGGCCAAUCGGGCUAGUAGUCCUUGCGAUGGAUAGGCCAAGGAUUUUAAACCCUGACAGUCUCAUUUUCUUCUUUUGGAAAAGUAGCAAAAUUCUUGUAUUUAGGCUUGAUCAAGGAUAAUACAUCUAUAUAUAUAGAUAUACAUAUAUAAAAAUUUAAGCUGUACUUGCAUUGUCCUGGGGUUACUUGGAACCCGGGAUUGUAAUUAUAUGACAAGAACAAUAUAUGUCAUUACCAAGCAUGCAUUUUGCUUGGCCUUUUUCUUA
Molecule: messenger RNA, 1746 nt
Organism: Ricinus communis (castor bean)
Lineage: Eukaryota; Viridiplantae; Streptophyta; Magnoliopsida; Malpighiales; Euphorbiaceae
Product: polygalacturonase
Exons: 4
Coding region: 289-1467 (392 amino acids)
Biological process (GO): carbohydrate metabolic process
Molecular function (GO): polygalacturonase activity
Source: RefSeq, a predicted model, not a curated record